This is a messenger RNA of Diatraea saccharalis (sugarcane borer), 1536 nucleotides long. NCBI's taxonomy places the organism in Eukaryota, Metazoa, Arthropoda, Insecta, Lepidoptera, Crambidae. The record is from the annotation of a GenBank genome assembly.
AUCAUACGACGACGUGAGCUGUCAGCUGUAUUAAUUUUUGUUUCUUUGUGUUUAUUACGCCUAAAAAUGUUAUGAUCAUUACGUGUACGUGAAUAUGGGUGCAAAAGACUCAAAACCUAGUUUUAUAUCCUACGAAGAUGCAGUGAAGCGAGUGUCUGAUAGUGAGUUGAGACGCAUACGUGAGGCGUUCAAGAGAAGCGCCGGCACCAAUGGUACAUCCUUGAGUUUGGAAGCAUUCGUCCACGAAGUUCUGUGUGAUGGAGUACCUUACGAGGUAGCAGAGUGGUUGUAUCAGGCCUGCGGUGGUACCAAGCGUGGUAUUGCCUUUAGAGAAUUACUAUGUGGAAUAGUAGUGCUAACUAAAGGAAAUCUUGAAGAGAAAAUUAAGUUUCUAUGGACGCUAUAUGUAAAUAAUCAGAGUGAUAACGGAACAUACAUAUACAAAAGGGAUUUUGCAAGAUCCCUGCAUUUAGAGAACACUUCUCUGCCUGUGACUGGUGCUCAAAGGACAGCAGAAAUAUUGCUGAGUCUUUUCGGACCUGGCGAGAAAGUAACAUUUGAACAGUUUCGAUCAUGGCUUUUAAUACACAAGGAUGCCACUGUGCUGUCCCAAUGGCUACUCUCUGGAGGAGGACAUGUAGCUCAAGAUUUAGAAACCCCUACUUUUUACCAAAGCCUUGCUGGUGUUACACAUUUAGAAGAAAGGGACAUAAUAGAGCUAGAGAAAUGCUUCUGGUCGCUGCGCAACGCCGCGCCGACGGGCCAGCUGGACGCGGAGAGCCUGGCGCCGCUGCUGGCGCCGCCGCUGCCGCGCGCCGCUGUGGCCGGCGCAGUGCUUGCCUUCGACGAGAACAGAGACGGACAUGUGGACUUCAAGGAGCUGUGCUGCGGCAUCAGCGCCGCCUGCCGGGGCCCGCGCACCGAACGCCUCAAGUUCUGCUUCAAGAUCUUCGAUAUGGACCGGGACGGUGUUCUGAAUAGGAAAGAAUUGGUGGACAUGGUAGAGGUUCUGUGCACGGUGGCCAAUGAGGCGUUGAAGCUGCAAGGGUCCCGCGCCUCCACGCCCGAUGUGGACCCGGAGCCGUAUAACGGUUUCGACCCAGAGGCCACGUUAGCAGAUCUGAGGAAUAAGCUGGUGGCGUUGCCCAGGGAAGGCAGGAAACCAAUAUUUCAAUUGGGACCAAACGGGGAAGGACAGGAGAUUAUUGUUAAUGAGGUAUGUUUUCAUUUUUUCAUUGGUCAGCCCUGUUACGUCCCCACUGGAGGGGCUCAGGCUUUCCUUAUGAAUGGUUAAGGAAAACGGGCCAUGACCCUCCACGCUGACCCAAUGCGGAUUGGAAGGUAUUAACGACUGCAAAUGCAGCCGAGACCAACGGCUUAACAUGCCUUCCGAACAGAGUAUCCUGAGACAAAUUUUUUUUUGUCACCCAUCCCUUGACCGAUCCUCGCGAAAGAUGCUUAACAACUACGACCGCGUGCCGCAGUGCUUAUCCACUACAUCACCGAGCUCACGCAUUUCGAAUUGAUGUCAUACAU